AUGAAAUAUAAAACCAUGUUGAUUACUUUAAUGAUUGUAUUAUGGUCUCAUUUGGUUACUAUUAUAUAUUGUUUUCAACGUAAACAUGAUAAACAUACAGUUGCAAGUAUACCAGGUGAUAUAAUGCUUGGUGGAUUAUUUCCUGUACAUACAUCUGGUGUAACUACUUGUGAAUCAAUCAAUCCUGAAAGAGGAAUUCAACGAGUUGAAGCAAUGUUAUUUACACUAGAUGAAAUUAAUAAUAAUACAAAAUUAUUACCAGGUUUAACUUUGGGCACUACAAUACGUGAUACAUGUUCAGAUACAAAUCAUGCACUUGAACAAGCAUUGAAAUUUGUACAAGCAAGUACUGGAAGUAGUAGUCAAUUGAAUAAAAUGAAUGAACAAUCAGAAAAUUUAAAUACACGUGGAGUUGUUGGUAGUUCAUAUAGUUCAGUAACAAUACUUGUAGCAAAUUUAUUUCGUCUGUUCUCUUUACCACAAAUAUCUUAUGCAUCAACAACUGCUAUAUUAAGCGAUAAACGUGCAUUUCCAUUAUUUGCACGAACUGUACCUUCGGAUGUUGUGCAAGCUCAGGCAAUGGCUACAUUAGUCUCGGCUCAUAACUGGACUUAUGUUUCUACAGUACGUAGUGCAGGAGAUUAUGGUGAUUCCGGUAUGGAUGCAUUUUGGAAAGAAGCUGACAAACUUGGUGUAUGCAUAGCAGCCAGAGAAGUGAUUAGAGGAAAUACGGGUCCUGAAGAUUUAGAUAAUAUAGUUAAUGUGCUUAGCAAAGAUUUCGCAAAAGCUAGAGUCGUUGUUUUAUUCACCGGUAUGGAUCACACAAAGCUAUUAUUAGAUGCAGUUAGGAGAGCUGGUCUAGUUAACCAUUUCGUUUGGAUAGCUAGUGACGGAUGGGGUAGAGAAAAUGUACCCGUAUCAAAUAACUCAAGAGAAGCAAAUGGUGCGUUAACUAUAGAAAUUCAAGCCGAACCGAUUAAAGCAUUCACAGAUUAUUACCUUUCUUUAGGUAGAGAAAAUCAUAGGAAUCCUUGGUUCAGAGAAUAUUGGCAAGACUUAAUACAAUGCAGAGAAAGUUCAUCUAAGAGGCGAGAAAGAAAAUCAACUAAUUCCAAGCGUUAUUUCAUGAGUAAAUUAUCAAAAAAUGAAACAAAUUUAGAAAAUUCUCAUGAAAUGUCAACUGAAACUUCAUCAUUACUGUCAUCAUGUAGUGACAGUCCAGAUUUAAGAUUACGUGACAUUCUUGGACCGGAUUUCAAACAAGAAGCGAAAAUACAAUUUGUCUACGACGCAGUUUAUGCAUUUGCUUCUGGGUUACAUAUACUUCAGAAAAAACUAUGUCCUGGUAACCCUCUUCAUCCAAAAUGGAAUAAAAGAGAUUGUCUAGAGAAAAUGCUCAGCUAUCCUGGAACUGCUUUCUACCAACUAAUAAUCAAUACAUCAUUUACUGACAAUUAUGGCAACUAUGUAGCAUUCGAUGAAAAUGGUGAUGGUUACGGACAAUAUUCAAUAUAUAAUUAUGCGCGCGAUCCAUACACUGGUCAGUAUCAUUAUCGUUUAGUCGGUGAUUUUCAAGGUGGCAAACUUACGAUGCGUGCACGACCUAUAUGGCCGGGUGGGGAAUCAAAAAAUUUUCCAGUUAGCCAAUGUUCAGAAGAAUGUGGAUUUGGUGAAGUUCGACGUUUAGACAAGAAACAACAGUGCUGUUGGUCAUGCGAAACAUGCGGUGUAGACCAACGCGUAGUUAAUUUAACUCACUGUGAAACUUGUCCUUUUCAACACUGGCCUUCAAAGGAUAAAAGAACAUGCGAACUUUUAGAGUUACACUAUAUUGAUAUUUCGACGUGGUUUGCAAUCGUUCCAAUAACUUUCAGUAGUCUUGGAAUACUAAUAACUGGUGGUGUUAUAUUUACAUGGGUUUUCUACUCUGAUACACCCUUGAUUCGAGCUACAGGACGUGAACUGGCCUAUGUACAAUUAGCUGGAUGUUUAGUUUGCUAUUCAUGUGCAUUUAUUCUGAUUGCAAGACCGUCAAUUUUCACAUGUUCACUACAGCGAAUCCUAAUUGGUCUUGGUUUUGCCAUGAUGUAUGCUUCAUUAUUAACAAAAACCAAUCGUAUAGCAAGAAUAUUUGACGCAGCAAAACGUACUACUAAACGUCCUGUAUAUAUUUCACCAAGAUCACAACUUGUUAUUUCUGGAUCACUAAUCGCAUUACAAUUAUCCUUAUCAGCUAUAUGGUUUGGCUUUGAUUCACCCGAUACACGAAUUGAUGAAAUUAGACCUGGUUAUCUUGUUUUACGAUGUGCAAUGAAAGAUAAAAGUUUUUUAAUCUCCCUGGCUUACAAUAUGAUUUUAAUUAUUGUUUGUACAGCAUAUGCUGUAAAAACACGACAAAUUCCAGAAAAUUUCAAUGAAUCAAAAUUUAUUGGCUUCACUAUGUAUACAACAUGUAUUAUAUGGUUGGCAUUUUUACCAAUGUAUUACGCUACAAUUAGCAAUCAUCAAAUUCAAAUAGCAACUCUAUGUAUAUCUAUCAAUUUGAGUGCAAGUGUUAUGCUGUGCUGUUUAUUUUUUCCUAAAUUAUAUAUUAUAUACUUACGUCCAGAAAAAAAUGUACGACGUUUAACAAUGAAUAAUAUGACAGCUAAACAAAAAUUUGCUAAUUUAGUCAAAGAAAAAUCAUCAUUAAAUGUUUGCGUAUCAAGUUAUGCAUCGGAUAAUACAAGUUUAACUGUAAGUAGUAGCACAAAAACUGGUCUACAAACAGAUUCAGAUAAGGGAAUACUAACUAGUCCAGUUAAUCCAACACAAUCUACUGUAACGGGUACCAGUUGUUUAAAACUAGAUAAUCAAUUUUUUAACGAACCAUCUCGUAGUAAUUCCUCAAUUACUCAAUCAGUUCAAGUAAUAUGUAAUCCUAUAGUCAGUGAUUAUAUUGCCUCAGUGACGACAAUAACAACAACAACAACACCGUCAAUAAUGAAAACAUCAACAGCAGUAACGGAUGACAAACAAUCCUCAGCUUAUGUUAAUACUUUGUUUAUGAAUUAUCUUAAUCAAAAACAAAAUGAUUAUUUAUCUAAUAAAUCUUAUAAUAAUUUUCCUACACCUACACCAUUAUUAUUAGACAAUAUACCAAAUCGUUUAUCACUUAUUAAUUCAGUUUAUUGUGAUGAAGAUAAUGUAACAACUGAAGAUGAAGAUAAUUAUACAAUAACUGCAAAAACAUCAUUUUCUACAAUUAAUUCUAAUACAAAUAAAAUUUCUAAUAUAACAAUAAAUAAUUUUACUAAUGAUCAUUAUAACUCUACUCCUAUUAAUUCUAAUGAAAUUAAAAUUAUUAAAACGGAACAAUAUUCUCAAGAUCAAAAUUUAGAAUUCAAUCACUUAUCAAAUGAAUAUAAUCACAACCAAUUAAAUAAAAUAUCAAUAUUAAAUAAUAAUAAUAAUAAUAAUAAUAAUAAUAAUAAUAAUAAUAUAUCUAAAUAUAUUCCAUCACAAUUUACAAAUCGUAAUAUAACAUCAUUUUCACCAACAAUAUCACUUGGUUCAAUUGAAUCACCUAAUUUAAGUGUACCAAGUUCUGAUUUAUAUAAUCAUAGUUAUUGUGAUGAUACAAUAAUACAAAAUAGUGAAAAUAAUGAUAGUUCAUUUCGUGAUAAUGAAUCAUUAUUUGUACGUAUUAAUAAACAAGAGAAAACAAAUUCACGUAGUAUUGAUUUUACGAAACAAACAGUUACUGCAUUAUAAUAAUUUAUAUGUUCCUUUUUUUCUAAAAAAUAUUCAAUAUUAUAAUUUUGUAUAAAUUAAUUAUUUCUGUAACACACUUUUCUUUUUAUUAUCUUUCUUUCAAGUAAAUUUAUCAAUCAAUGUAUAUAGUUUCUUUUUCUUUUUUUCAUUUUUCUUUUAAGAUAUCUGCUUUCUAAUUGAAAUUAAAUGAAGUAGUGUUUUUUAAAAAAAAAAGAGAGGAAAGAAAGAAAAGAAAAACUUUAUCGAUUAUAGAAAUAAAUGUACAAAUAAAUAUGAAUUGUUCAAUGUGUAUAGUUGAUUUAUUAUUUAACAUGAAACUUAUUAUUAUUAUUAAUAAAUCUGAAAUGAUAUGAUGUUUAAAUAGUAUUAUGUAAUUCAAUUAGAACAACAACAAUAAUAAUAACAAAAAAGAAAGAAAUGAUGUAAUAUACUAACAAAUUCUCCUUAUUGAUUUAUUAAAUAGUUCAUUAGAAAAUGUAAAGAAAAAAAAUCAUGUAAAUAUGUUACAAUGACAGAUAACUAUAUAUAUUAUCGAUUGUUUAUAUUGUUCAUAGUUUAUUAUGAUAUUGAUUAGAAUAUUAUUUUUUAUUAAGGUGAACAUUUUUCUUAUAUUUCUCUUUGAUAAAUAAACUGAAAAACUAUAAAAUGUAUUUAUUAUAUAAUAUGUUGUAUUAAUUUAAUGUAGCAUUAAAGGAAAUAAGUUAUAUUAAUAUAAUUAAAA
Schistosoma spindalis is the source of this 4474-nucleotide messenger RNA. The record is from the annotation of a GenBank genome assembly. Lineage: Eukaryota; Metazoa; Platyhelminthes; Trematoda; Strigeidida; Schistosomatidae.